Molecule: messenger RNA, 3435 nt
Organism: Silurus meridionalis
Lineage: Eukaryota; Metazoa; Chordata; Actinopteri; Siluriformes; Siluridae
Product: coiled-coil domain-containing protein 178
Exons: 21
Coding region: 266-2779 (837 amino acids)
Source: RefSeq, a predicted model, not a curated record
AGCCCCGAACACUGUCAGGAACACUAUACCCAAAGUUUAGGAGCAGCACUCACUACUCUGCACAGAGCGCACGAGCGCGCUUGCUUGGUUGUUGCUAGGAAACCGUUGUAACUCCGUGUACAGGGAGCAGGAGUUUCUCUGAAGCCGAGCGGCCAUUUCACCUAAACCCACCUUCCACAGGGCUGUGACCAAAACGAACCUAAAAUAUCCCCUCAUUACAGGAACACUCACUCAUCAUCAUCUUCAACAUAGCCGAUCUUGUGCCAUGCCGGACAUUGAAGUAUUGAAACGUCCUUCAAGGGAAGGCAGAGAUGAUUUGCAAGAUCGUGGCGAACGUCAGAGUGUGUUCUCCAACAAAACAUGUGAGUUAGCAAACACUGCAAGACCAUGUGUGGGUAAAGCGAUGUACCACAUCGAGGAACUAACAGACAAACUAGACCACUGGGCCCAGGAGGUAGCUACUAAACACCACUAUAUUUCUGAUAGAAAAAACAAAACCAACAGCACCUUAAGGGUUGAGUCGACGCAUCUGCAAACUGAGCUAUGUGUUGAAGGCGUGGGAAUUUAUUAUGAAAAUGAAACGUCGUGUCCCUUCUGGAAGGGGACAGGUGGCGUUCUGCUGGAGGUGGUGUCACUUAUCAGGCGCCUGGAGUCAGAUCGGCAAGAAGCCAAGGAGGCACUGCAAGAGGAACGGCAUAAAGCACAGCGUCUGAAAGGAAAACAGGACAGUCUCUCUCUGUGGAAACAACAACAGUUUCCUGUGGCGGUGCAGCUAGAAUAUGAAGCCUGCAGCAGAGACAUAACAGAGCUGAGAUGGCAUCUUAAAAUAAAUAAUGGUCGAAUGCAGCAAGUCAGAGGCAUGCUGAAGCAGGCCGAGAGGAAAAAUCGUCAGCUUCUUGAGAAUAUUGAUUUUGUAAAAAAACAGGUUCCACUCGUGAAGGAGAAAUUGUGCUUGGAAAAUAGAAACACGAAGCAGAUAGAAUCAGCUCGUUCGGAGGUUAGUGAGGUGCUCAGGAAGUUGACCCACGAGCUGAGCAAAUCCCAGCAGGAGUUGGAGAAUGAUGAACUGCAGAUGAAUAACGAAAGAGACUCCAUGACACAGGCACUCAAAAAUAUCCGGACACAGCUUAAAGAGCAAAUCACCGAACUCCAGCAGCUGAAGGCUUCCUGGGAUGUUUCUAGUGCUAUAAUUUGCGAGACAGAGGAAAAGUCUGCGUUGAAGGAUAAACAGGUUGAGGCCAUGCUCCAGCAGAUCCCCACACUAGAAACACAAGAGACCGAACUGAGCAAUUCUGUUGUGGAACUAAAAGCAAAACUACGAAGUCAUGAAAGAAAACUGUCUGACAAAUAUGCUGACUUUACAAAUUUUCUAAAGCAGAUUCAAACAACUAGGCUUGAAGGAGAAGCAACCGUCUGCCAGUCUGAGGAGAUUUUCAGCAGGAAGCAUCAGGAGCUCUUGCACCUGCGUGAUAAAAAUAAGGAACAUGAAUUAGAAGCAGAGGAUUAUAAUAAGAAGAUCUGUCAAAGCAAAAAGGCAGUGCAGCAGCUGCAGAAGGACCAAAAGCGGAUACUAGAGAAGAUCAGUGAGAAUGAGGAACAGAGGGAUCAGGCCAAGGGUGAGCUGGCACUGCACAACACUCGCCACACUAACACCAAGGCUCAGCUGGAGGACCUGGAGCAUCAGACACUUGUUCAGGAGCAGAGCAUGAGGAAAGAGACAGAAAUGAUGAAGUUGCAGCUGAUAAGUGAGAUGAAGCUGGUAGCAGCACUGAAGAGUAACAUCGCCUCAAUUAUAAAGGAAUAUGAAGUGACAGAAGCUGACUUUGAGCGAAAGACAGACGAGGUGGUGAAAGAACACGAAGAGGCCUCAACUACCUUCGCUCAGCUGGAGACAGAGAUGGUUAAACUGCGAGAAAUACACACAGCCAAAUCUAAAGAAGUUGAGGACUUGAAUAGGAAAUUGAGUGAUGUCCUGACUGCACACAAAACCCUGUCUGAUGAUCUUGAACAGCAAAAGCAUGCCUGUCUCGACCGUCUACGUUCAGCUAACGAAGCCCACAAAACAGUCUUGGUAAGAUGUGAGCAUGUUUCCAGAAGGUUAAAGGAACUCAGACUGAAGUGUGAAGAAUACAGGAAACAAUCUGAAGAAAUGGAGGAUGCGCUGACUGCCAUGCCGCAGAUCCUAAAAGAACUACAGAGUGAAUCUGACAAUAUGGAGUAUAAGCACAACCUAAUCAGCACAGUGAUGUCUAGCCUACAGAGUGACACAGUGGCCUGCAGAAACAGGACAGACCUUUCAAAGGAGGCUCACUCGUCCCUCCUUGUGCAACGACAGGCUGCAAUGCAAGACCUGAAGACUAAUUUGAGGAAAGCUCUAAAAGAGAACUCAGAGUUGGCGCAGGAAUACAGGGAGCUGCAGAAAUCCACGAUGGUUGCCAAGCGAGAAGCUGCGUUCACGUUGAGUGAGAAAAACAGAGCCGAGGCCUCUUUACACAAUCGCACACAGCUUUCAUUGUUGCAGAGGAGGAUGCACAAAGCCAUGCUGAAAUACUUCAAACACCGCAGCAUCUACAGCCAAGCAGAGCUGGCCCACUUCCAGGCCCUCUCCAACCAGAACAAGCAGAAAAUGAAAGCCCUCCAGGAGGACUUGUCCAGAGCAAUCCAGCGCAUCUCGGCCUUCCUGAUGGACGCCAGGCACGACGCCAUGCCAGGCAAACAGAGGCGCAUGGACCUCGAUGGACUUAACAGGCCGAUGCCUACGGUGCAGAUAGCAGAGUAAUUGGACGCUCACCUUUGUGCCAGACAACUCACUUAUAACCCUCUUCAAGCGUGCUUCACUCUCUCCACCCUCUCUGCUCCUCACAGCCCAAUCCAUAACAAUGAAACAGGUGACUUUCAUGCUGCUGUCAGGAAUGAUCUAAUUUUAGCUGGGUGAAUGAUUGCAAUUGGCUUUGCCUCAUCAGAUAAUUAAUCUAUGUCACCAUUAAUUGGAAAAGAGAAUAAUUACAGGGCUGUGUUGACAGAAAUUCUACGCUUCUCCACAUUCCCGGAUCUAAUUACACCUACUAAAAUCUUCCUGACCUUAUCCCUUGGUUAGUAUACCUGCGUAGUCUUAACCAGCGCAUGGCCGAAGUAUACGCUUCCACCCUCACCCUGGAUCUCUCGCACUCUCUCACUCUCUCCUGCUCUCUCUCGCUCUCUUACUCUUUUUUUUAGUUGUUUAUUCCCUCUUUUCUUCCCCCGUCUUCCCGUCCUGCAGAACUGUCUCUCUCAAUCACUUUUCAAUAUUCAAUCUUAAUUUUGUGGAAGUUUAGCAUUUUCAAUGAGCUGGAGAUGAAUGAUUAAUGAAUAAAUUUAAAUGCUUCAUUUUGUCCAUGGAUCAUUAGUCAAGUCCUUUGUGGGAAGGACCUGCAAAAAAAAAAAAAAAAAAAAAGA